AUGUUUUUACUACACACUCACGAGAAAGCAAAAGAAAGAAAGACAAGAGAAAAACAGUGGGAGAGAAAGGAUAUGGGGAGGGGGAAUACGGUUCUUUCUUCCUCUCUCUCUCUGGUUUUGUUUAAUUCCCUCUCUGUACGCUUAUUCGAUUUCUUUCUUUUGACCUAUCUCACUUCCCUCUCUCUACGAAUUACCGUAUCUCUACGCCCACUUCAGUCGCGUACUUGUUGUCCACCACCCCUAUCGCUCUCCUUUCCCCAACUUCGAAGUCUGGAUCAACUUUUCUAUCCCAGCAUUCCACGCGAGCAUCAGCAGCAGUGCUUCUACAACUCUUUCCUCUGCUUUCAAAAAGUGAUUCAAAUAGUUGUCAUUACAGUCGCCGUGGUCUACGCACUUACCGCGUCUCGGGGAAAAAAAAAACAAGACAACUCCAGUCGAAGGAGUGUGAGCAACAUGUCGCCGCCGUUCGUGUCUUCUUUUUCUUUCUUUUCUUCCUUUACCCAGGCUGGAUUAUUUCUUUUUCUACUUACCCUAACCCUCGGACCGGACUGCGGCCUGCUGGUGAUCGCGUCUGACCAGAACUACGGUCCAAGUUACGGCCUGUAUGGACCCGGUCAGUACUACGACUACGAUUAUAAUUCGCCGGGGCAACCGGAAAAUUAUGCUCCAUUACCGCCUUUAUUACCGAAAAAUCAAAACGGGGAUGGCGUAAACGGAGCUGAAACGUGUUACGACCAUCGUGGGGUGGCCAGAAAAUGUACCCCGGAAUUUGUAAAUGCGGCCUUUUCUUUACCGGUCGAAGCCACCAACGUUUGUGGGCUGCACCAACCACAGGUGUACUGCUUGCAAGUUGGGGUCAGGGGGGCUUCGAAAUCGUGUCAUUUUUGCAAUUCGAAGGACCCUAAAUACGACCAUUCUCCAAAUCUCAUGACGGAUUACGAGGGACAAGGGAAUUGGACCUGGUGGCAGAGUGAGACUAUGCAACAUGAUGUUCAGUAUCCUAACUCAGUUAACCUCACCUUACAUCUUGGUAAGUGUCCUUGUUGUGUUUAA
Acanthosepion pharaonis is the source of this 1053-nucleotide messenger RNA. The record is from the annotation of a GenBank genome assembly. NCBI's taxonomy places the organism in Eukaryota, Metazoa, Mollusca, Cephalopoda, Sepiida, Sepiidae.